CAAUGAGUCGAACGUGAAGUGAUUUCAAUCGUAUUAUUAUACGUGAAACCUAGUCGAGAACAUAUUUUUUCCGCUCAUCGCCUGCAUUUUUUUUUUUCAAUUACAUUUUAGCGCACUAUUUCGAGUGAUCUCGUGGCCCAAAAGUCUUAACCGCAUUCGUGUCGAAUCCUAGAAUGUAAUUUAUCAACGUUGUUUGUGCACACAUCAUACGCAGUUGUACCUACGCACGACGGAAGUUUAUGCCUUUCGGUAAAUGUACGUCAAACAUGUUUCGUCAAUCAACGUUUUCACUCUCUGUCUCUUUCUCUUUCCGUGGGUUAACACUCGCCAACGAAUAAGAAAUAUUAUAACAAGCGCCCACGUGUCAAAACCAUGUCAAUUUAAAAAAAAUGUGCUUUCAAAAGUUCAGUGCUACAAGCACGUGCCUAUUAUAGUGCUUGCGUGUAAACACGCCACUGGUCAGUCUUAUUACGGUACACAUAUUCCAAUUAACUAACUGCAAGCAUAUACUCGAAACAAUUUCUGUAACAUAACGAUCCGGUAUCGUAACGCCGCCGUUGCGUUUGCCGUGUCAUAAUAUUUUUAUUUUAUUAACAAACAGCAACGGAACGUGAACGAUGACUCAAGGGCGGCUGUGGCGACUCGCGAAAUCGCAUCAGCAGUUCGCGUGUGUAAAUCAUCAGUAACGUUUAAAUAACAUUCGACCAACGCCGUGACUAAUGUAAUUAACGUUUACUGACUUACAGUACCUAUAUAUAAUUCCAAAUGAUUCGAGCCACCUGAAGAUCGUUAAAAAAUGAUGUACACAAUUAUUUUUUACGUCAGGGUAAAACAAUUGAAUAAAAUUUAACUAUUAACAGUACAUAUGUUGUAUAUGGUUCACCGUACAGAAAUUAUUAGAUUUAUUAGACGGGUACCUAAUCUGCUAGAACGUUAAUAGUUUCAAUCAUCAUACUUUGAAAUAAAUCAAUUAACUGUUAAUCCUUUUUAACGUGCCGUAUUGGAAACAGUUCCUUAGCAAACUGUUCCAUUUUUGUAUUAGGUUUCAGGCGUUUCAGCAUAUCAUUUUUCCAAAUUUCUUUUCUGUUCGUUUAACAAUUGAUAAAACGAAUUAAUAGAAAUAAUUUCGUUGACGUAUUUCGAUUAAAUAUAAUUGUAUGUAUUAACAAUGAAUUACAAUUUAAUUAUAAAAUUGUUCUGAUAUUUCUGAAGUCUCUACUCAGUAAGGCAUAGGCAAGUAAAACCAUGAACAAGUUAACUUAGGGCUUCGAGGGUUCAGGAACGUAAAUAGGAGUUCAUAUUUUUUUGCCUGGAGGGGGAGCGAUUAUCCUUCUUCAAAAUUAUUGGGCUUAAAUAAUGUUCAUUAAAGUGGUAUACACCGUAAAUCAUAAUUUAUGGUUACUUAAAUACAAUACAUGGGAAGGGUGAUCACUCCUACCGCCCCCCUUAAAUUACGUUCAUGCGUUGAUGGAGCUCACGAAUUAAGAUUCGUAGUCGUGCACAAAUUAUAAUUGCGAAAAGACGAUUUUAAAAUAUUCUUUACGUUUUUCGUUAUUGGCUACACUGUUACACAUUGCCACACUGGAUUUAUCAAACAAAACAAAGUAUCUGAUAACACACUUGAAUAAAAGAAAAUAAUAAAUAAAAAUCGAUAAAUUUCGUUUUUAUUUGAAUAUAAUCCUAUACUUUGUCGAUGAACCUACUACUUAACUAUUAAUAAUUUCUCAAUGGCAAUGUUUUCGGAUUUUAACAAAAAUUUUAAACAAUUAUUUUAAUUUAUUGCACUUAUUAAGUGUAUUGUGUAAAAGAUGGAAAACAUCAAGGGACUAACAUCAACACAACCGAAAUCAUUGAACGAACACAACAAUAACAAGGAAAAUAAGUUGCAUACAUUGAAAGAAGCACCAAAAAAAGGAUUGGUUCAGAUCAAAGAAUCGUUUAAAACAUUGAAAAAUGCUAAUAAGCUACCAGUUGUUUUUAAAGCAGAUAAAGGUGGUGCAAUACGAUUUAUGGGAGAUGGAGUUAGUUUUAAAGCUAAACUUAUUGGCAUAUUGGAAGUCAGUGAAGCUCGAGGGGAUAGAAUGUGCCAAGAAGCGUUGUUUGAUUUAAAGAUGGCUAUUCGGGCUGCUGGAGAACACAAACAACGUAUCACAAUUAAUGUAGCUAUUGAUGGAUUAAAAUUGAGAGAUGAAAAGACUGGGGAUUGUUUAUACCACCAUCCAAUACAUAAAAUUUCAUUCAUAGCACAAGACAUGGUUGACUCUAGAGCGUUUGGAUACAUAUUUGGUUCUCCUGAUACGGGCCAUAGAUUUUUCGGUAUAAAAACUGAUAAAGCCGCAAGCCAGGUUGUUAUAACCAUGAGAGAUCUUUUUCAAACAGUUUUUGAGUUAAAAAAACAAGAAAUCGAAAUGACUAGACAGCAACAAAUUAUGAAAGGCAGUGGACUCUAUCUAGAAGCGCUUGCUAGUACAACAUCAAAAACUGACCAUAUUAGUUGUAAUGAUGAUGGCUCUAAAAGAUUCAACCGUGAUUUAUCAAGUUUGGAAAAAUCUGAAUUUAAAAAUACAAUCCCAAAUGCCAAUGAUCUUUUGAAUUUGGAGCUUGAACUGAAUAAUCUUCAGCAAGGAUUGUCACAAAUGGAUAGUAUUACUCCACCAUCAAGUGAUCCAUUUGGUGAUUCUUUUACUAGUAUUCCAACUGUAUUAACUAAAUUACCACCACCACCUAGUUUUGGAGAACGAAGAACACGAAAUAGUUCAGCAACUUCAAGUGGACAACCUGAAAAACAUUGGUUUGAUAAAGAAACUGAAAGUAUUUUUAGUCUUACAAAUCCUAGUGAAGUUCGUCAAUCUCUACAGUCAUCUGAUUUUAAGGUCAAUGAAUCAGUUAAUCGUACAAGCCCAAUUAAGUCUGAUGCAUUUGAUGUAUUUACUGAACUAGAUCCAUUAGGAACUGGUCGCAGUAAACCAUAUGUGGAUAAGAAAGAUUUUUUUCAAGAACUUAAGAAUCCUCCUAAAAAAAUACUUAAUCAACUUGCUGGACAUGAAAACGAAAAAAUCUCAGAGCAACAACCUCAAAAUUUACCAACUAAAGCUGUUAGCCAUUCAUUUUCUUCCGAUCUGUCAUUUAAAGAUUCUGUUGGAUUUAUUGAAGAUCCAUUUAAAAAUGAUAAUUUUAUUAAAUCUCAUGAUUCAAAUUCUGUUGAGAUGGAGUUUGCUGAUUUUUCUUCAUUUGAAUCUCUUAAACCAGUUUCACCACAGUUGCAACAUAAAUCUCCAUUGUUAAAAAGUGAUAGUUCAUCAUCACAAAAUUCUGCUCAAGGAUUGUUAAAAGUUUCCCUUCCACCUGAAACACAAAAACCAUACAAUAUUUCUUCAUCCCCUAAAUAUAAUUUAAUGUCUAAAAAUAGAUCUAAGUUAAAAAUGAGAAAAACUCCUAGUCCAGAUUAUUAUAGAAAUGAAGAUCCAAUUUCACCUGAAGAUGAUUAUGCCAUUAUGAAAUUGAUGACAUUACCUCAACGAAUAGACGUUGCUCCUGAACCUCCACCAAGACCGUCAUCUUCAUUGGAGCCUCCACCUUUACCACCUAAAAAACAACAAGUAUCUUCUAAAAAUGUAAAACCAAUACGUACACGGAAUAACCAUUAUGAUUAUAUAGAAAAUUAUGUAAGUUCCUAUAGUUUACCAUCUACACAACAAGAUAAUGAAGCUCCUCCAUUACCAUUGCCAUCUAGAAAACCAAAAAAUGAUAUUAAGAAAAAAAAAGAAGAACUGGAUUCAGAAUAUUAUUUAGUACCAGUAUCAGUGAGAAAAACUAGCAAUGAAUCAAAAUCAAAUGGGUCUACUUCAUUGGAUAUUACAUUAAGUCAAUUAACUAAAACAGGGUUUAGUGAUUUAGCAGAUACUUUAAGAAUAUCUCCUACUUCUUUGUCAAAGAUGACUUUAAAAGAAUUGACUUUACGAUUGUCCAAAUUAACAACUACUAAUGGUAAUGAAGAACCACAAAGUGUUCUUAAAAAGACUGAAGAAGAAAAGAAAGAACCUGAAAAAUCUUUAUAUGAUAAAUAUGCAGUAUUUAGGGAGUUAUUAGAUGAAGAAAAAACUGAUACUGGAAUUAAAGAAAACGAUAAAUAUGCAGCCUUGAGAGAUAUUCCUAUGAAAGAUGAAACUUAUGAAGAAGAAUCAGCAGAAAACUUUCCUAUUGAAAAAAAUCAUAACAGUAAUAUUUCAGAACAAGCUAUUGAAUUAAAUAAUGAUCAAGUAUCUUCGAAUAAAGAUGAAAACGUUAUUGAUGAAGAAGUGGUUGAAAUUAAAAAUGUUGAAGACGACCAAGAUGAUGAUGAAGAUGAUGAUAUAGGUGGAAAUGAUGAUGAAGAUGAUGAUUACGAAGAACAAAAUCAUGUUAUUAAAAAGGAAGAUGUAAAAGAAGCAAUAGAAUGUGAAACUAUAAAAGACUCUGCUACAACAACAGUUAUAGAGAAUCCUGAACUGAUAGAAAAUAAUGCAAGUCAGAAAUUAUUCGAUAAUUCUCAAUGCUGGGCAACUUUUGAUGUCGAGCCAGAAACUGCCAAAAAAAUAACUUCUCCAUGGUCUACACAUGAUCAAGAACAACCUAUUCCUAAACCAAAAGUAAAUUUAAAAAAGGUAUCUUCAAACCGUAGUAAAUGUUCAUCUAGUUGGGAUGAUUGUGAAGAGUCUGAAGAUAAUUGGGAUAAUGCCAAAAGAAGUCUAGAAAGUUCAAUUGAAGAUUUUCCUCAAACUGAAAAUGGCUGGAGUGAUGGUGAAUCUAUGUAUGAGGAUGAACCUUAUUAUGGAAGAAAACAUAACAGAAGAAGUAAUCGUAAAAUAUCACCUCGGCAUCGUGAACCAUCACCAUGGGAUGAAAAAACUAGGUAUAGUGAUGAAUGGGAGCCUCCAUAUAUGUUUCCACCACAUUGGAGAGUACCACAUAUGGAUGACGAGCGAAGAAGGUCCUCAAAGGAUGAUAAAAGACGUAUUUAUGCCCGUCCUGAUAUAGAUAGAAGAGUUCAAAAAAUACCUUCUACACCCAAUUGGGAUGAUGAAAAAUACCAAAGGCUCAUGUAUGAAAGACGAAGAAGAUACUUGGAAGAGCAAUAUAAUUGGGAUCGAUAUGGACCACCAAUUCCAAAAGGAUAUAAGAAUUACCCUAGACCGCCACCUAUUGAUAAUAGUGACGAUGAUGAUAUAAAAAUGCGGUAUAGAUUACCAAGAAAGAAUAGAUAUAUAUCCACAACAACACCCAGAAAACCAAGAAGAUCAUAUCAUCGGCGGAGUGAAGGUAGUGAUGAAGAGCGUAACAUUCCACCUAGAAAACCUUAUAGUCAAGAAGAAUUGGACUUAAGCGAAUCUGAGCUCGAACAAAAUUGGUCUAGAAGAUCAACAAAAAAAUGGUCAUUGAAACGUAAUCAAACUUCUCCUUUUGAUGAUAACUUCACACCUGAUAGUCCCGAUUCUUCAUUAUUUACCAAAACAGUGAGUACUUGUUCUGAUUUGGGAUACCUUACUAAACCAUCUCCGUCCACUAGUUCAAAAACUAAUAGAAAUGCUAGAAGACCAAAACGAUCUGAUAGUGGUCAUAGGUCUAUUGAUUCAAACUCGAAAAUUGAAGCAUCAAAGCGUUCUCCAUUUGAAGAUGAUUUUACACCAGAUAAUGCUGCUGCUAAAGGUAGUAUAUCUAGUGAAUUCAGUUUUAAAGAUGAUGAUGUUUUUACGGCCAAAGAAGUUAAAAUUCCUCAAGAAGAGAUAUCAAGUUCACCUAAAGAAAUGAAAAAAUCAGAGUCUAUUAAUAUAUUUGCUAGAAAUACAGACCCAUUUGAAGAUGAUGAAUUUUUUACUCAAGAAGUAUCCAGUAAACCAAAUCUAGCUUCUUUGGAAGAAGCUAUUUCAGACCGUGAAAGUGAGGAAUGGGAUAAAAAGCCUGAUCGAACUAAAAACGAAUGAGACUAUCAAUAUGUGGUCCGGCCUAAAAUAAAGGGGGCCACUAGUAAGUUGAGAAAAGUUUUUAAAAAAUUUAACAAAUUUGUGAACAAAUUAUUUUAAUGAU
This is a messenger RNA of Sipha flava (yellow sugarcane aphid), 6063 nucleotides long. RefSeq lists its product as uncharacterized. The transcript is spliced from 8 exons. Bases 1809 to 5960 code for a protein of 1383 amino acids. Lineage: Eukaryota; Metazoa; Arthropoda; Insecta; Hemiptera; Aphididae. The record is from RefSeq and is a predicted model, not a curated record.